Messenger RNA from Antechinus flavipes (yellow-footed antechinus), 7517 nucleotides. RefSeq names its product ALK receptor tyrosine kinase (gene ALK). Gene Ontology annotation, molecular function: ATP binding; transmembrane receptor protein tyrosine kinase activity; protein binding. The transcript has 29 exons. Bases 237 to 5225 code for a protein of 1662 amino acids. Gene Ontology annotation, biological process: cell surface receptor protein tyrosine kinase signaling pathway; positive regulation of kinase activity; protein phosphorylation. Lineage: Eukaryota; Metazoa; Chordata; Mammalia; Dasyuromorphia; Dasyuridae. The record is from RefSeq and is a predicted model, not a curated record. Gene Ontology annotation, cellular component: membrane; signaling receptor complex.
CUCUCCCUCAGCUUGUGAUCGCAUCCUUGGUAGGGGCAUCAAAAGCAUCCAGGAGUGACUGAGCUCACAGUUCCAGCGGAAGGAGAGCAUCACGGACCUCAGAGGCUGCUCUCUCUCCUAGUGCUUGGGGUGGGUUUUGGAGGGUGGGCAGGUGAAAAGCGCCGUAGAAUCCAGUGAAAAAUAUUUGGCUGUUCUCCCCGAUCCCUCUUUUUGCCUUCCUCUCAGUCUGGGACAAAAUGCGAACACCUAAAAUGUUUCCUUCAGCGGUGCUGCCACCUCUGCUGUUAGUAUUGCUGGUUUCAAUCCCUUGCUCGCUGGGCUUGGACCCUUUUGGCUUCCACUCCGCCAGUUCCCCCGCGACGGAACAGCCCCAACCCCAACAGCAGCAGCCCCGACAGCAGCGGCAGACCCAGCAGCAGCGCGAGCCACUUAGCUAUUCCCGACUCCAGAGGAAGAGCCUAGCUGUGGACUUCAUUGUGCCCUCGCUAUUCAGGAUCUAUGCCCGGGACCUGCUACUGUUGCUUCCAUCGGCACCAGGAGACAGCCUACCCGAGGCGCGUAGUUCUCUGGCACUGGACUGCUCACCCUUGCUGCUGCUGCUUCUGAGGCGUCCGGGUGUACCCAGGACUGCUGUUCUACCCCCGCUACCACCUGGAGGACGAGUGCUGUCCAAGGUCCUGAAGGGUGGUUCUGUGAGGAAGCUCCGCAGGGCCAAGCAGCUGGUGCUGGAAGUUGGCGAGGAGGCAAUCUUAGAGGGCUGCACAGGGUCCGCCACCAGUCCUCCGGAGCAGGCGGCUGUGGCCACGGCAGGAAUGUUAGAGUUUAACCUCACCGAAAUGUUCAGUUGGUGGGUUCGCCACGGCGAAGGACGGCUGAGAAUCCGUUUGAUGCCAGAGAAGAAGGACUCUUUGCCAGGCAGAGAAAUAAGACUGUCUGCAGCAAUCAGAGCCUCCCAGCCUCGUCUAUUUUUCCAAAUCAUAAGGAAGGGUGAGCUCUCCCUGGAAUCUUCUAUAAACAUCCCUCCUCUCACUCCAGAGCCCUUUAUCUGGAACCUAACAUGGAUCAUGAAAGAUUCUCCUCCUUUCUUCUCUCAACGUAGUCGAUAUGGCUUCGAGUGCAAGUUUGAUUUCCCCUGUGAACUAGAGUAUUCACCACCUCUGCAGGAAGAUAGAAAUCACCACUGGUCUUGGCGUCUCAUCAGUUCUGAGGAGGCUUCCCAGAUGAACCUGUUCAGCGGUGGUCCUGCAGUGACUCCUUCCGAGGAGAUACCCAGAGGUUCUUUCCUUCUCCUCAAUACAUCUGAAAAUACCAAACAUACCAUUCUGAGUCCUUGGAUGAGGAGCAACAGUGAGCACUGCACAAUGGAAGUGUCAGUGUACAGGGACCUCCAAACCUCUGGGAGAUACAUGGCCCAACUCCUCCCCCACAAUGAAGCUAGGAGAGAGAUCCUGCUGGUUCCAAAUCCAGAGAUACCUGGCUGGACAGUGCUCCAUGGGAGAAUUGGGCACCUGCAGAGUCCUUUCCGGGUCUCCCUAGAAUACAUAUCAAAUGCCAACGGGAGCCUAUCUGUGGUGGAAUCUCUGUCUCUGAAGAACUGCAGUGAAGGGAUGCCGCCUAUCUCCAAAAUGGCCUUGAAGAGCUCCUUCACCUGCUGGAAUGGAACAGCCAUCCACCUGGGGCAGGCUUGCAACUUUCAGAGAGACUGCUCAGAGGGCGAGGAUGAGGGAGAACUGUGCAAAAAGCUCCCAGAUGGAUUUUAUUGUGACUUUGAAGAUGGAGACUGUGGAUGGAUUCAGAGCAUGGCCAUGCCUCAUGUGCCCCAGUGGCAGGUUGGGGUCUUGGAGAAUGCCCCUUUUCCAAAUUACCAAGGCUACACAAUGCUGUUUAACACUAGCAAGGCUAGCCCAGCAGAAACUGUGAUCCUGACCAGCAACAUGUUUCCUGCACCAAUGAAGAACUCUCCUUGUGAGCUCCAGUUCUCAUGGCUCAUCCAUGGAGUCUUGGAAGGAAACAUUUCUUUGAUGGUGAUGGAGAACAAAACUGGGAAGGAACAAAGCCAGACCAUCUGGUACUUUGCCAACAGCGAAGGUUUGGGCAUUUGGCAUCGGAUGGUCUUACCUCUUCCUGAUGUUUCAGACAAAUUUUGGCUCCAGAUUGUCACAGGGUGGGAGGAAGGCUCAGAAGCCUUCAUUGCUUUUGACAACAUCUCCCUCAGUCUGGACUGUUACCUUACAAUCGAUGGAGAAGAGAAAAUAUCAAGGGAUGAAGCUCCCAAUUCAAGCAACCUCUUUGAGAAUAUCUAUAAAAAGUCACUACAAGAUCCAAGAUCCCAAGAGAGUGCACAUGGGGAGAACUUCAACUUUGAUCCAACAGUUCACUGGCUGUUCACCACGUGUGGAGCCAGCGGGCCCCAGGGCCCUACGCAGACCCAGUGCAACAACGCCUACAGGAAUUCCAACCUGAGCGUGGUCGUGGGCAGCGAGGGCGCCCUGAAGGGCGUGCAGAUCUGGAGAGUGCCGGCCACCGACACAUACAGCAUCUCAGGCUAUGGAGCAGCUGGAGGUAAAGGAGGAAAGAACACUAUGAUGAGAUCCCAUGGUGUAUCGGUUCUAGGAGUCUUUGAUCUGGAGAAGGAUGACUUCUUAUACAUCUUGGUGGGACAGCAAGGGGAAGAUGCCUGUCCCAGUACUAAUGAAAUUAUCCAGAAGGUUUGCAUUGGAGAGAACAAUGUGAUAGAAGAAGAAAUCCGAGCCAAUCAAAGUGUGAAUGAGUGGGCUGGCGGUGGAGGAGGUGGGGGUGGAGCGACCUACAUUUUUAAGAUGAAGAAUGGAAUACCAGUGCCUCUGAUCAUUGCAGCUGGAGGUGGUGGGAGAGCCUAUGGAGCCAAAACCGAUAAAUUCCAUCCAGAAAGACUGGAAAAUAACUCCUCUGUUCUAGGUCUGAAUGGCAUUUCUGGAGCCGCAGGUGGUGGAGGUGGUUGGAAUGAUAACACUUCCUUGCUUUGGUCGGGAAAAUCUUUGCUGGAAGGUGCCACAGGAGGACAUUCCUGCCCCCAGGCCAUGAAGAAGUGGGGGUGGGAGACAAGAGGGGGUUUCGGAGGGGGUGGAGGGGGGUGCUCCUCAGGUGGAGGAGGCGGAGGAUACAUAGGGGGUAAUGCAGCUGUGAACAAUGACCCCGAAAUGGAUGGGGAGGAUGGGGUCUCCUUCAUCAGUCCAAUGGGCAUCCUGUACACCCCGGCUCUGAAAGUGAUGGAGGGCCAUGGGGAGGUGAACAUCAAGCUUUACUUGAACUGCAGCCACUGUGAGGUGGAUGAGUGCCACAUUGAUCCAGAGAGCCACAGAGUUAUCUGUUUCUGCGACCAUGGCACAAUACUGGCCGAAGACGGGGUCUCCUGCAUAGUGCCUCCCACCUCGGAACCCCACUUGCCUCUCUCCCUGAUACUGUCUGUCGUGACCUCGGCCCUAGUGGCUGCGCUGGUGCUGGCGUUCUCGGGCAUCAUGAUUGUGUACCGCAGGAAGCAUCAGGAGCUCCAGGCAAUGCAGAUGGAACUGCAGAGCCCCGAGUACAAGCUGAGCAAACUGAGAACCUCCACCAUCAUGACCGACUACAACCCCAACUACUGCUUUGCCGGCAAAACCACAUCCAUCAGCGACCUCAAGGAGGUGCCUCGGAAAAACAUCUCCCUCAUUCGGGGUCUGGGCCAUGGUGCCUUUGGGGAAGUGUAUGAAGGCCAAGUAUCUGGAAUCCCCAGUGACCCCAGCCCACUACAGGUGGCAGUUAAGACCCUUCCAGAAGUGUGUUCAGAACAGGACGAGCUGGAUUUCCUCAUGGAAGCAUUGAUCAUUAGCAAAUUCAACCACCAGAACAUUGUUCGCUGUAUUGGGGUGAGCCUGCAGGCCCUGCCCCGAUUUAUCCUCCUAGAACUGAUGGCUGGAGGAGACCUCAAAUCCUUUCUUCGGGAGACUCGCCCUCGCCCAAACCAGCCCUCCUCCCUGGCCAUGCUGGACUUGCUGCAUGUGGCUCGUGACAUUGCCUGUGGCUGUCAGUAUUUGGAAGAAAACCACUUCAUUCACCGGGAUAUUGCUGCUAGGAACUGUCUCUUGACCUGUCCUGGACCAGGCAGAGUGGCCAAGAUUGGAGACUUUGGAAUGGCUAGGGACAUCUACCGUGCAAGCUACUACAGGAAGGGAGGAUGUGCCAUGCUUCCAGUUAAGUGGAUGCCCCCAGAGGCCUUCAUGGAAGGGAUAUUUACAUCCAAAACGGAUACCUGGUCCUUUGGUGUGCUUCUUUGGGAGAUAUUCUCUCUUGGAUAUAUGCCAUACCCAAGCAAAAGCAAUCAGGAGGUCCUGGAGUUUGUCACCAGUGGAGGACGGAUGGAUCCACCCAAAAAUUGCCCGGGGCCUGUGUACCGGAUCAUGACUCAGUGCUGGCAGCACCUGCCUGAGGACCGGCCCAACUUUGGCACCAUCUUAGAGAGAAUUGAGUACUGUACCCAGGAUCCAGAUGUGGUUAAUACUGCUUUGCCAAUAGAAUACGGUCCAGUGGCUGAAGAGGAAGAGAAGGUGCCCAUGAGGCCAGAAGACCCAGACAGAAUACCGCCUCUCUUAGUCUCUCCACAGCAAGAGAAAAAGGAGGAUGUGUGUCCAUCACCCAGCCCCCCUCCACUGCCCACCACUUCCUCUGGCAAGCCCUUGAAGAAAGCCCUGGCUCUGGAGCCCCCAGUCCGUGUCACCAGAGGGACGCCUGGAGGAGGAGGAGGAGGAGGAGGAGGAGGAGGAGGAGGAGGACAUGUCAACAUGGCAUAUUCUCAGUCCAAUCCACCCACAGAGCUGCACAAAGGGCGUGGAUCAAGAAACAAACCAACCAGUCUUUGGAAUCCCACUUAUGGUUCUUGGUUUACAGAGAAAUCUGCAACCAAAACCAAUCCGCUGACCGAGGAGCAGCAGCCCGAGAGAGGGAAAUCUGGGCCAGAUGGACGCUCUACCACCAGCCCACCCAGCGUCGUUGCUGGCAGGCUGCCAGGGUCCUCCCUGCUCCUGGAACCGUCAUCCCUGACUGCCACCAUGACGGAAGUGCCUCUCUUUAGGCUCCGCCACUUCCCUUGUGGGAAUGUCCACUAUGGCUAUCAGCAGCAAGGCUUACCGUUGGAGGCCACCCCGGCAGCUGGCAGUUACGGGGACUCCCUUCUUAGAAACCCGAGUAGCGUGACCCAGCCUGGUCCCUGAGCCUGUUCUGCACUCGCUUCUCCCCCUCGGGAUUCUGGAGCCCACGGAGGAGAGAGUUCCACACGACAGCUCCACCACCAAGCAGAGACCAAAACAUUGCCUUUCAUUUUGUGCCAACCUGCUCUAAAGUGCCACACACAGAGAGACUGAAUUCUCACAAUGCACCAGAAAGGAUGUGAGCAUGGGUUCCUCCUACUCUUUCAAAAGAAUAAUGUCAUUUAAAAAAACAAGUGUUAAAUGCAAGGCCCCAAGUCGGUCGCAUAAGCUCCCAUGCAUGCAUGGUCAAUGUACUCCUCCUUAUGCUUCUUGUCGUAGCUUCUUGUCACACACAACUUGCUGCCUGCGUGUUCCAUAGCUUGGCGUCACAGGUGUCAUGUACUUACCAGUCAAUGUGGACAUAAACCAUUUGAAUGUGGGGGGAGGUGGGAGAAAGUUAUUUAUCUAUUGUUAUUUAGUAUAAUGAAGGCCAUCCUUCAUUUGGAAAAAGAAAAACAUCUUCAGCUGUGGGGGUUCUUCUGAGGAAAGUUAAAGGGAUGGGGAUAGGCCCAAGAGGAACAGACAGUUACAAGCUGUAUAUUUUCACCUAAAUGGAAUACAGAUGUACAGAAGAGGAAUAUGAAAAGACACCAGCAAGAGGGCCAGAGACUGAAAUAUCCCUUUACUGUACCUCUCGCCUUAAGAAUAUCUUCCUAAAAGAUGAAAACUCUGAGGUUUCCCAUUGGACUUUAAAACCUAAACUGUCUACUUACAAUUAACAAAAAGUUUCCAUUAACAAAAAGUCUUGUCAAAGUUGAAUGAAGACCAAAAAUGAUGGGCAAAACUGCAGCCAUAGCCACGCAUUUCCAAAGCAUAGAAACAUGGCCAUUUGGGGCCAAAUAUGUCAAUAAGUGAUAUACCAAAUCCUAGCAAUGAUUUCAGCCACACAGCCUACUAAAGAGAAAUGCCUCAACUCAUAGCCAUACCCUGGCUUGCAGGAGCAAUAGGAAACCCAAAAGAAGAAAUAUUGAAGUAGAUAUCUUCUUCCCAAGUAUGGCUUGUUUUGUUUUGACUCCUUUGUUCUCUAUUAGCUGAUCAUGAUGUGAGUAGAACACUUUUGAAAUAUGCACAACAUAUUUUCUGGAUAUUUUUCAAGCAGAAGGAAAAGUGGUUUUGCAAUUUUCUUUGGUGUUAAAAGGCCUAAGGAAUUGGGAAAUAUUUGAGGAGUUGAUCAUAUCAGUGCACCAUGGUUUCCUCAACUUCCAUAGAUGGACAUGACAGUGGUAUAAGUGACAGUUUGGAAGUUCUGCAAACUCAUCAACCUCUAUUUUAAAGAAAUGAUAGUUUACUUUCAAUUUUUCAAGGUGUCCCUCUAGUCUUCCCUUUACUUCUACAUCUUAUUUCUCUCACCCUUCUCAUUAUCAAUUCCUUUUCCUAGUCAUCAAUGUGCUUCAAUAUCAUUUUGGCCUCCUUUGGGGCAAAAUUUUUCAGUAGUUGCUGAGUAUCAUAAUGUUCCCAAGCAAAAUGUCAAUGCUUUCUCUUCUCUUUCUGGUUCUAUAUCUACUUUCUGUCCAGCUUAACUAGGGUUAGAGUAAUAUUUUAAUGGAAAGGUGCUUGGAGUCAAUGCUAACCAGCUGGAAAACUUCAUUUCUCCUGAUCUGGGAUAUUAAUCACCUGCAAAAUAUUAAUCUGAUCCAGGUUCUCUAGCUGCUUUGUUCUACAGAAACAGUUCUUAAGACUGUGGCAAGACAAAAUACCCUGGACACCUUUCCUCUUUCCCUACCACUUACCUACAAGUGAGGGAGAAACAAUACCAUUAUAAUUAUAGCAUAGAGAUGAAAAAACCAGCAAAGUCUAUUUUAGUAAACUUAGUAAAUCCACAUUAGACUCUCAAGUGAACAGUCUACAAACCACCUUGAGGGCUCUCAUAACCACACUAAAGAUAGACUGGAAUGGAGGCUAUGGCCAAGCCCAACACUGGCUAUGAGCAAAGGUUUCCAUUUAAGAGCAUCCAAGACUAGCUAAUUAAGCAGAAACAAUGCAUUUCAAGCUGAUGCACUCAAGGACUUAAGCCCAGAACUUAGCCCCUUUAAAAGCCUAUUGAUCCACAUAGGUUCAGAAGAAUUCUCAUUUGCUGAACUACUACAGCUUCCAGUUCAAUGCCCAGUCCAAAUGAUUUCAAGAAGCUUCAUAUGGCUUUUGGGUGCUCCCCAAGAGAGCCGGCUUUACCCAUUAGUCUCAGCUUACUUUGAUUGAUGUCUACCCACCCCUAGUUAAGAGCCCUUUAAAUUAAAACUGCAUCCAUUAAAGCUAUAA